Spirometra erinaceieuropaei is the source of this 1188-nucleotide messenger RNA. The record is from the annotation of a GenBank genome assembly. NCBI's taxonomy places the organism in Eukaryota, Metazoa, Platyhelminthes, Cestoda, Diphyllobothriidea, Diphyllobothriidae.
AUGGGUUCCGAAAAAGGAAGAUCCUGCACGACAAACCUGCUGCAAUCUCUCCAGAGCUGGACCCGAGCUCUCGACGACAGGCACGCGGUCCACAUAGCCUUCAUCGACUUCCAGAAGGCUUUCGACACUGUGCCACACCAAAGGCUCUUACAUAAGCUGAAAAGAAUAGGGAUCGGUGGCAACUUCCUUAAAUGGAUCGAACACUUCCUUGUGGGUCGACACCAGGUUGUGUGCGUCGGUCGGGGAAAAUCAGAUCCGGCUAUGGUCGAUAGUGGUGUCCCCCAGGGUUCAGUACUGGGACCCAUUUUGUUCCUUAUCUACGUGGACGAUGCCGCAAGAGAUUUAGACUGUGAAGUAACAAUGUUUGCGGAUGACAUGAAGAUAUGGAGUGUAAUUCGGGGUCCUGCCGAUGGAGACAGACUGCAGAGGAACCUGAAUCGGUUGGAGGAGUGGUCAAACCGUUGGCUCCUGCGGUUCAACGUUGCCAAAUGUAGCAUACUUCGCCUAGGCAACACAGCCAGAUCCGCCAGCACAAGAGGCUACUUUCUGGGCGGUGCAGCCCUACAAGAGGUCGAAGCCCAAAGGGACCUCGGUGUGCAUACGACGAGUUCCCUAAAACCAUCCGCCCACUGUUCGAGGGUGGCAAAAAGCGCAAUGUCCGUACUGUACGCCAUCAAGCGUGCGUUUAUGGACUUUGACGAAGAAGCUUUCUCUAAGACAUUCGGAACAUCCGUCCGGCCGCAUUUAGAGUACGGUAUACAAGCUUGGAGGCCGUGGGCUGUUGUGGAUCAAAACUGCCUCGAAAGAGUCCAGAGGAGAGCCACGAAGAUGGUUAGGGGUCAAAGCUCCUUCCCUUAUGCAACCCGCCUAGUAAAUCUGAACCUCUUUCCUUUGAGUUACAGGCAACUUCGCGGGGAUCUCUUGCAAGCCUUCCGCAUUGUAAAGGGGUUGGAUUGCAGUCUGGCCUUCGAGGACUUUUUUGAAUUUGCUACCACGACCAACCUCCGAGGUCACCCGUUAAAACUGCGCAUUCAGCAGGCACGGCUGGAUGUGCGGAAGUUCUCCUUCACGGUUCGGGUGGUCAAACCAUGGAAUGAGCUUCCCACUGAUAUUGUGAUGUCACCAUCUAUACAAAGUUUUAAGAAGAAUCUGGACAUAUUUAUGUUCCGAAAUGACCAUGAUCGAUGA